UCCCUCCUCCACCUCCUCCUUCUCGCCGAGCCUCCCUCCCGUCCUGACUCUCGAGGAAAUAUAGUGGCGCGGGCGAAAUAAACAGAGAGAGGUUCGUUGUUAUUACGAGGGUAAAAAUAUCUCGCUCGAAGGUAUACGUAUGCGUCUGCGUAUAUUAUAUACACACGCACACACACGGACAGGAUCGCGCGGCGUUUAGUUGUCAGCUUAGCGCGAAGGCCAGGCUUUUCGCCGUUGGGAGUCGCAUGCGAUACGAGCGAGCGAGUUCGCCUCCCUUUGAAAAACGCAUGUGAUAAGUAGACGUAAAAAAGGGUCACGUGUGUACAGGGUUAAAACGUAAGUGAAUGGGAGUAAUAAUCGGUAGGAAGGGUGAAAGACAAGAAGAAAAAAAAAAAAAAGGAAACUGUGUCAACGUUGAUCUCCUUCGGUCGUAUAUAAUCCAUGCGCUACGUUUGUAACUGCAUGAGCGCGCGCGCGCGUGUGUGUGUGAGUGUGUGUGGGUGUGUGAUGCGAAGCGAUCGAGGGACCAAGUGAGCUCUGGCAAGAAAAUUUAAGGGGGUGGAAAACCGGCGCGGGGGCGGCCGGCCUUAUCGUAUAGGAGGGAAUCGGGACGGAUCGCGGAGGUUCCUCUUCCUCCUUCGAUUCAUCCUAUCCGGGUUGCGUUGUGUACACCUCCGGCAGCGCGGCCGUCGGCGUCGCGUCGCGUCGCAUCGCGUCGCGUCGGUGGUGGUGGACCGGUGCGAAGGCGCUCCCAAGCCACUCGCCAAUCAAUACGUGGGAACUCUCGACCCGACUCGACCCGACUCGCCGGCGAGCACCGCGCCUGCCACCAGCGGGCUGGAGCGGGAACGCGAAGCCAACAUCAUCAUCACACACACCGUCUCUUAUACCGCCACACAGCACACCCCUGAAAACGAAAGAGCCGAAAAACUAUUUUUACUCAACUCGCACAUACCAUCAAGCACGAAAACCGAGCCACAACCGUUCGGAUUAUACCAGUAGAAGGAGAUACCCGAACGACCGGAGAAACACACGUACCUACCUAUCCGUCGUAAUGCUGGAGUGUGCGUCGGGUGUGUUGCACCGGAGUGUUAUAACCGUCGUCGACGGCGACCGGUACUUUUGUUGAAAAUUAACGAAAUAAGGAGAGGAGAAGAAAAAAAAAACAAACAAAAAACAAGAAACAAACAAAUAAUCGAAGAAAUUAAUAAAAAAAAAGAAAAAAAAUAAAGCCAACCAAUCAAACGAGGGGAACAAGCUUUCGCCGAAUACACCCGCAACCACAGCAGCAGCAGCAGCAGUGACAACUGCAGCAGCGGUUCGAAACUGGGAUAUAUAUCGAAUACACCUGUAUACACGUUUUUUUUUCCUCCUUCCCCGCCCCCCUCCGCCCCCACCCCCUCUCCCCCGCUCUCUCUCUCUCUCCCUCCGGCCCCUCUUUCUUUCCGAGAACCCUCGAUAAAGCCCACAUUACUGUGUGAACGCGAGUGCGGGUGACCGAGUGGCAACGCGUUGUCUUGUACCGGUCAUAGAUCAGCGGUGCUGUUCGGUUGGAGGAAAACGCGGAGAAGCUGGUGCGGCACGGAGGAGGAACGGGCGGCUUCGACGACGACGACGACGAGGAGGAGCAGUAGUUAUCUGGCGAGAAGCGCCGAGGCGGAGGAGGAGGAGGACGAGGGCAAGGAGGACCCCGGGCGAGGUGCGCCGUACCCGAGGACGUCAUCAAUGGAUCGCGAGAAGACGACGCGAGGCCUCGGCAGCACGCGGACGAUCCCGGAGCUGAGCUAGGGCCAUCUCCUUCCCUCCCUCCCCCCCUCUCUCCCGACCUCCCGAUCCACCCGUCAUCCCUUCCUCCCGCCCUCCCGCCCCCCAGCGCCGCUUAAAAGCCCUCCUAGCGUCAUCCCGCCAAACCGAAACCUCCCCAUCGGGGAAUACGGGAGGAAUGCUGCUGCUCCGUACGACGCGGAGGAGUUGCCGGCCCUGCAGAGGGUGAAAGUAGCGGUGAAAAUACUGACUGGGGGGGGUUAAACGAAGGAAAUAAUACGGGAGGAACGAGAAAGAAAAGAAAAACUGAACAAGAGGAAGAAAAAGAAAAAGAAGAAGAAGAAGAAGAAGAAGAAGAAGAAGAAGCGGAAGGAGAAGAAGAAGAAGUUCCAUUCGGGGUGCCUCGUGUGUGCGGGAUUAUUCUGCGGGGGGUGCAGUGAGAGAGUUCGUGCGGUGUGCACAUUUGGAUUAUAUUUGGUGCUGCAGUGAACGGCUUCGGUGGUCAUCGGAAAGAUCGGAAAGUGUGUUGAAUAGGAGUGACGUGUGGUACGGUGUAAUACGUAGCGGGACGUUAGUCGGGUAUAACGCUGACGGGGUGCGGGAAGCAUGCGGGGUUCGGGCGAGGCCCGGCGAGGUGGCCCCGGAGGACCAGGCUAAGGAUCGCUACGAGUCACCCGCACCCGCCGCACCCGCACCCGCACGGACACCUCAUCGCCAACGAGGAACGUUGCUCGACACCGAGCAACUGGUUACGCGGAAGGCGAGCUGGACUCGCUUUCAAUCGCAUGGAACAUGAUAGAGAUGUCGAGCGGAAUCGGUGCAACUGCGAUGGGGAUCGGUGUUAGUCAUGGAACGGAAGGGGGUGGCUGUCGCUUAAGAGCGCAGAGCCAAUCCCAGGGCCAGUCGCAGAGUUCAGGAACAAUGGUUCAGCACGGCAAUCCGCAACAAUCGACACAGCAACAGCAGCAGCAACAGCAACAGUUACAGCAGCAGCAACAACAGCAACAACAGCAGCAGCAGCAGCAGCAACAGCAACAACAACAGCAACAGCAGCAGCAGCAGCGCGCUGGUACGCGUGACGCAUUUGUUGGACGAUCUAAAAAGGACAACUGUUGCCUGUGCUGGUGCUGCUGUUGCAGUUGCUCGUGGAACAAGUGUUUGGCUGCUGUCGGCGGUGGAGGCCCAGGGGGUGGUGCCGGCAACUCCGGGGACCAGGGAAAGAAGAAAGGCGGAGGCGGUGGGGACUUGGGGUCCGGGGGUGGCACCGGGGGUGACCUCACGGGUGAUGGCCUCGACGGCCUUGACGGAAACGGUGACGUCGCCUGCAGCAGCUUCGAGGAGAUCAGGGAGUGGGGCUCCUCGUUCGACAGGCUGAUGCACAGCGCCGCGGGGCGCAAGCUCUUCCGCGAGUUCCUCGUCAGCGAGUACAGCGAAGAGAACAUUGCCUUUUGGCUUGCCUGUGAACAGCUCAAGCUCGAACGAAACCCGGAGCGCAUCGAGGAGAAGGCUCGAUACAUCUACGAGGACUACAUAUCCAUUCUUUCGCCGAAGGAAGUGAGCCUGGAUUCGCGAGUGCGAGAAAUCGUGAACAGGAACAUGGUGGCACCAACGCCAAACACAUUUGACGAGGCGCAGCUCCAGAUCUACACACUGAUGCACCGAGACUCGUAUCCACGUUUCGUCAACAGCGACAUCUACAGAAGGGUGGCACGCCUGGGAAGCGGACCGCCGAGUCCAUCGAGCGGCGAGCAAGGAUUGCCGAGGAGCAAAUCAAGGUCGACGAAAGAGAAGGACAAAGACAAGGACAAGGACCGGUCCUUGGCGAUGGCAACGUAAUCCAGACCAUCCCCUCUAAACGCUGCAGAAGACUCGAUCUCCGCAGAACUACUUCGAUACUCGGUAACGAUAUAAUAAUAUCUUACGGAGUGAGAUGGCCAUGCAAAGGUACCUGCAGGAUAACAGCGGCAUGACCUGGCCUCACGCCGCCGUCAGACAUUCCCUGUUGAUUCUUGGUCAACCCUCCAGGAUGCCCACUUAAGAUUGCAGUCUCGUUGCCCAGGGUCGAGGGCUGGUUGCACCAUUCCAGGGACGGGACCAUACGGAAGGACCUCGAAGCCCGCUGGACGAAAAAUAUGAGUUUCGGAAACUUGACGAGGAUGCCGCGACGUGAAAUGACAUUAAUAAAAUAGGCGGGGGGGUGGGUGCAGGCGGGCUGCUGCUAUAACCGCUACUGCUGCUGCUACCGUAAAUUAUAUACAUAGAUAUAUACAUAUACUUGACUGCAUCAACGGGUAUACAUAAUAGGUAUAUAUAUAUAUCGUAUAUAUAUAUAUAUAUAUAUAUUAUUGGGUAUAAUAACCAUCGAAGAAAUGCGCAACAAUCAAUAAUCAAUCAAUGAUGAUAUAUGCUAUAAUAAUAACAUUAAUGAUAAUAAUAAUAAUAAUAAUAAUAAAAACAACAACAACAACAGUAAUAAUAACAAUGAUGAUGAUAUCUAAUAAUAAUAACAAUAGUAAAUAAUAUUAGUAGUAAUAAUAUAUAUCUUAUACGCAUAAACGAACGGAGAAACGAGAAGCACGUACAUAUAUUAUACAUUAUAUAAUACAUGUAUGUCUAAAAACGAACAAGGAUAUAAUAUAAUAUACAUGUAAAAUAACAAAAACAAAAACAAAAGAGAAAACCAAAAAGAAACACGAGUAAACGAAGAUUUAAGCUCUUUACACGCACAACCAAAGUUCAUCACGUACUAUACUACAUACCGUAUACAUAUAUAUAUAUACAUAUAUAUAUAUAUAUAUAUUUAUACAUACGUGUUUGUAUAUAUACUAUGUUAAAUUAUAAUAAUGCAUAAACCGUCGAGAAUAAGGAGAAGAAAAAAAGAAGAAAAAACCAUUUAUACACGCCGCUUCAAGUAGCAUGAUGUAUACCUAAAUGUGCGGGUACGUCUGUUGUACUGUAAUGCACCUGUACAUUUCGCUAGCCGUUGAUUGAUUGCACAUAUUUUUAUGUUUUUCCUAUACUGCUGUAGUCGGUCGGUGUGUGUACCUGUAAAUGAGGUGGGGUCGUUAAUUAAUGUAGGCAUAUAGUUACUCUGACCGUCUCCGAGACAACUGGGACAGACACUACAGCAACGACAAGAACAACAUCAAAAACACAAAAACAAAAUAUUAAAAGAAACGAAAAGCAAAAUAUGAAAAAAUUAAAAUGGCACAGAAACAAAACGUCACUAUAUUACCUAUCCGAUUACUGUAUAGUAUAUCUGUUUAUGUAUAACUUUUUUGAUGUAGGUACAUGAAUACGUUAGACAUAUACGUAUAUAUAUACAUACGUACAUACCUAUAUACAUACGCAUACAUGGAACAUCUUAUACCAAACUCGUUACCUGUCAUUUUUUAUUAUACUCUAUAAUAAUUAUAUUAUAUACUAUUAUAAUAUAUUGUUGUAAUUAUAACCAUUGUAUUUAUAAUAAUAAUUACGUGAACAAUACGAUUGAAAGUGAGAAUGAGUGAGAGUGAGAUGUGAAAAAGGAACGGAAGAAUUGAGCAGGUGAAAAAAGAAAGAAAGAGAGUGUGACACGGUGGUUGAUCUCUAUCGCAAAUCCAGAUAUAUAUAUAUGCACACUUAUACUAUACGUAAAAUAAUUUCUUACUUCAGGAAAGCAAUUGGAAUGAAUGCCCAUGUGUAAACGCAGCCAUAAAUAUACAAUCGCCUAUGUAUAACUCGAACGGAUCUUGAAAAUGAGAAAUCAGUUACGAAAGAUGGAAUAUUAAUAUCUGACCCGAAAGAAAAUUAUUUACGGGCGGAUACCCGCACAAAUUUUCUCUUUUUAACCUGAAACAAUAUGCCAAAGAAAUAUACAGUACCUUGUACACUUAUAUUCUAUAAAUGUAAAAUCGAGUAAGACGUAUUUUAUACUUAUGGAUAUAUAUGUGUCUGUGUGUGUGUGUGUGUGUGUGUGUAUAUAUAUACACGAGUCAUACAGUAGAUGAUACGUCGAGCUUCGAAAUGUACAGAUUGUACUUUAUACCGCUUAAGAUGUAAGCUACUGUUAUGCAGGCCCUUGUACCUAUACUUACUUCUAAUGAUAACAAGUUAUAGAAUUCGUAUAAGUAUAUAAUAUACAUACAUGCAUAUACAUAUAUAUAUAUAUAUAUAUAUACACACACACAUGACACCUUUUAAUCUGCGGACAGGGAGGAGAACACGCGUGGUCUAUUAUCGAGGGCCUAAAGACGAAACGUGGGAAGAAAUUGAAAAUUUCUUCGUUCAUUUGUAUUUUAAAUUGAGUAAAUUAAACGCGUAUUUAUAUCCCCUCCCACCUUACCUGACCUGUACGUUUACCUAUUGACCUACCUACUCACCUACUUGUCUGCCUACCCGCCUAGUCUACCGUUUGACUCUUUCUAAUGUUGUUACACAUACGUUACAUAUACAUAUAUACGUAUAUGCAUAUGUGUAUAUGUAUACGUAUAUUAUAUUAUAUACUCAUGCGUAUAGUUAUCGCGCCCUAUACAUACAUACCGUUGAAAUAUGAUGCAUUCAGCAAGAGGAAUGGAAGAGAAAUCGAUGCGUAUACAUAUAUUAGUUGUACAAAUGAAAAGAAAGAACCAAAAAAAGAAAAUCAACAUAUUUUUUUUACGAUAUUAUUUAUCUAACUACAUGGUAAUUUCGUAUUCUUUGUUUGUUUAUUUAUUGAUUUAUUUAUUUAUUUAUUCAUUUAUACGAUACGUUGAUAGUGGUGAUAUGUUUGUUAUACACUGGAAGAAAAAUAUUUAACCAAAGAGAGAAAAAUAAUUAUAUAGUUAUUGUACUUAUUAUUUUUAAUUAUCGUUAUAAUUAUAUUUACUCAAUAAUAUAUGUGAAAUUCGGUAACAGGUGAUAUCCUCAACCGUAUAAAAAAAAAAAAAAAGUCUACAGCUAUAUCGGAUACUAAACACUUGUAAUAAAUUAUUCUACUGAAUGUGCAUUAACAUAUAAUUAAUCGUUACGUAUAUAAGUCUUAUUUACAAUUUAUCCCAAGUUAAUCAAUUUAUAAAUUCUGCGUUUUAUAUAUAUAUAUCAAUAUAUAUAUAUAUCAAUGUAUAUAUAUAUAUUCUUAUACAUACAGUUGAUCGAAAAAAUUUCACAUUUAGUAGAAUAAUCUGAACACGUAUCUAUGUACCAUUAUUUUGGAAUCCAAUUGUACCCACGAUGACACACUUCAACAAUCUGACGAAAAUCCGUACAAUUUGAGCCUGAAACGUGAGGUAUACAAUAUGCAGUAACUUUUUUCACCGAUUCGUUUAGGAAACAGAGGUAUUACGUCCGGUAAUUAUUGCAUCUCGAACGUGGAGUGUGUGAACAUACAUAGAGAGAGAGGGAGAGAGAGAGAGAGAGAGAGAGCACAGAGCUGUAUCGUAGGGGAUAAUUAUACCGUUAUUGAUAUGCUAACAAAUCGACGAGUUGUGUAGGGACACUUGCAGGUGUCCUUCAGGAUCGACUCGGUGCAGUCAGGAAGCGUUCUGCGAGUACCUACCUCUGUAAAGGUAUAUAAUAAUAAUAAUCAUAAUAAUAGUAAUAACAAUACCGACACUCAAUGCACAACUUGUCUACAAGCGAGUCUAAGGAAUUAUAGUAAAAUAAAAAUAAAAAAAAAAAAAAUUAAAUAAAAUAAUUACAGCGACAAUUUUUAUUGUUAUAAAAUAUUGCAGAAUAAUAAUCAAAGAAAUUAAAUAUCGUAUCAUAACUGCUCGGUCAGACUCUGUGGCACUCACCUAGUAUUCAAAUAUCGAACGCGCGAAAAUUCGAACGACCCGAAUGUCGACAGAUUCAAAUUUAACUCCGGCUCGGUUCCGGGCGAGGAAAAUACAAUAGAAACGCAACUCUGAUGUAAUCUGUCGUUAGGUAUACAUUUUAUAUGCAUUAUGAUACUUUCAUCAUGAUGUGUAAUCACGAAAUCAAUAUUACAUCCUCGACCAGCUACUGUUGAAAAUUUUCUUUGAUUGUAUUUUUACAAGGCAAAUCGGCGUCUUGCAGAAUUUUAUACAAAUUUCAAAGUUUGUGAUAUAAGUAUAUGUAUUAUAUGUAUUAAGUAUUUAUACAGAGCCUGUGCACCGGUUUUUAAGGCGACAUGUUUGAAUUUUUUUUUCUGAUUUCAUUGUAAAGUAAUGCUGCUUGUUACAUAAAAAAAGGCGGCUGAACAGGAACGCGUGUAAUUCGCGAUCAAGUAUAAUCGGUCUUCUUUUGUCGCAUCGAACAAAGAAAUAGAAUCAACACCUUCUGCAAUUCGGAUUUCCGGUCAUAACCCAUGAAAACCGUGAACAAAACUGACUUCCACAUAGUUUAUUUAAAAGUUUUCUCUAUUCCUUGUAAACAAUAAACGAUCCACUUCCAAUUAGUUUAGAAAAAAACCUGUUGAAUUUUUAAUCUCCACUCGUUCGGCAUCGGCUUAACAGUAAUACAACGUUUCUAAUGCUCCUAAUUUCUUCCAGAACUUUCCAAGUGCAACACGAAUAUUUUAAUUUCUUGUUGCUUUAUGGUCCACUGUUGUUUCACUUCAAAUUAUAACUAAUAGGAUCAGUUUCGACCAGCGUAUAUCAUAUAUAUAUAUAUAUAUAUAUAUAUAUAUGUAAUAUGAUGCAAUGACGAAUAAGCGGAUUUGCAGAGCGGAUCUGUUGCGAAUAAUGAUAUAUCCGAGUUGAUAAUUGAAUCAAUUCGAAUGAUGAAUAGGAUAAUAAAUAUACCUCUAAGUCACGUGCAUAUGUGUUCAACAAUGUACAAGGAUAACAUAUGUAUGAGAACACGUUCGUGCGAGAUAAAAUUAAACGAUAAAGAACCAAAAAUUGUUAAUCAUAUCUCGCAUAAUGCGAGUAUCAUACACGCACUCUUACAUAAAUUCUGUAAUUUGUAUGUGAGGUUUACUCCGUAUAAUUAUAAAACGAAAGGUAAACACAAUAUAUAAAUACAUAUAUAUAUAUAUACAUAUAUUAUGUUAUAUAUAUAAUAAAACUUUCAAAUCAAGUUUUCGGCCUAUGUAUAAAUAUAUACGUAUACAGCGCGCAUUUUGGGAUCGAAAUUGAAUCCACAAUACUGGAGAAGAAAUUUAAACAUUCGGGAGAAUACGUUUAUAUCGAGUUAUGACGUCGUAACUAAUAUGUAUAUGUGGCAUUGCAGCACACAUGCAUGUAUAGUGCGUGUCUAUACCAGUCGACGCGUUGAAAUAAUCUAUCAAUUUAUACAUUACUCGUAUGUAAAUUAUAUUCAAAGACGGUUUUACAUGAAUCUUAGUGUGUACGAUCACUUACGUGGCGGCUAUUCGGUAACGAUAUACGUACAUGAACAAGAAACAGGGGGAGGGGGGAGAUACAGCGAGAACGAAAAGAUGCAAGAACCAUAUUUUACCGAUGUUGUAAUUGUACAUGCACGUAAAAACGUACGAUAUUCCAUGCCAAAAAUAUGCCGCAAAACACAAAAUACACGCGCUAUGAUAGCGAUAGAUACGUACAUAGAACUGUAACUAAUUAUCGGUAUGUAUGCGAAUGUAUAAUAGUCAACGAAACACAAAAAAGAAAAAAAAACGUAUAAUAUAAAUUAAAAUCAAAACGAAUCAUUUCAUACACAUGCGAUUCAAAUCCUCUGCUCCAUUUUGUGCGCGCGAAAAUUACGUGACACACAACGAGACUGCACAAUAAAAGAUUAAUUCUAAUAACAUUAGACAUGUAUUAUAAUAAUUGUUAUAAUUACGACAAUUAUAUAUUAAAUAUAUAUGGUGAUAAUUAAUACGAUCUUGCCGCGCUUCUCAAGUGCUUUUUGUAAUAACGAAUUAAACUACACCGAAUCGACAUUGAACGCUGUUACAUAUUUUCAAUAAAAAUACUGCAAUUCUGUAAUUCGAAUAUAUACAGCUUAAUCCACCGAUGCUCUAUUGUUGAUGGAAAAUUUUUCCACGGGAUGAUGGGCAAUCCCUUCACACGACGUGUAAAAUAUUAUACUGUCAGUAUUUUAUUUUCCUUUUAAAUUAAUUACUCGGGAAUGAGACGCGGGCAAGAGAACGACACAUCAAAUCCGAUUUAUACAUCUUUGUGCACAGAGUGUGUCAUUAUACGCCUAAGGACGACAUAAAUUAUAUAACCAUUUGCGAGUCGUUAAUGUAACAACGUUGAAGAUAAUUGAAAUUAUAAAAUAAUAAAAUGAAAAUCGUUUGUCGCGUCCUAUGAAUAUAUUAUUAUAUAAUAUACAGACAAUGCCGAACAAUGUAAAAUGUGUAUAAUUACGACGGUUAUAAUUUUGUUGCACGCAUACGUACACACACGUAUACAUAUGUGUGCACAUGUGCGUACGCGUGUGUGGCUGUAGGUGUAUGGAUGUGUGUGCGUGAGUGAGCGAGUGUGUACAUAUAUGUACAAUAUGCUUCCUUCAUCGACGAACUACUAAAAUAUCUAUACACAUUAUAGUGCGCAGAAUUAUAAAAUAACAAAAAAAUUUGUCAAGUCAUAUUAGGUAUAAAAGUAUGCGAAAAUGUGAAGUAGAAUAUAAGAUACGCGGAUGAAGAUUAGAUAUAAACAUAUGCGAUUUAAAUUGAAUUUAAUUAAACUUAAAUUAUAUACACGUAUAUAAUGAAUAAAUUUUAAACAAAAAUUUAGACAUGACAAAACCAAAGAAACUCGACUGUAGCACGAAGUGACGUGAAAUAAAGAUUCGACAGCCGCAGCUGCAGGGGUUAUAAGUGUGUUGAGAGAAUUAAUCAGUCGCGUCCUUAAACGAUAUAAAUAACAAUAAUAUUAAUUAACAUGAUAAAUAAUUAUUAACUAAAUGACUAUAUAGUAGUCUAAUCAUUAUUUAUAAUUACGCAAUUAUAUAAAUAUAUAUAUAUAUAUAUAUACACACACACACAUACAUACAUUGCGCAUUUAAUAAUAACAAAGUUAUUAUUAUUCCAUUCUAUAUAUUAUGUGUAUACUACGUUUAUUUAAGAAAUUUUUGUUCGCAAAGUCACGCGAUUGUUACCCAAUUUUUUUUCUCACUUGGUUCAAUUAAACUUGCACCAAUUUUUGGUGACAAAAAUAUAUACAUACAUUAUACAUUAUAAAUAUAAACGUACAUCUUACAUGUAUAGCUAUAAUGUAACUAUAUGAAAUCCAUACCUAUUAGUAUAACGGUUUUGGUUAAUUGGCAUCCCUACCUAGUAAAUAAGCUAUACAUAUAAAUACCAAAUACGAACGACAUACUGUGUGUACCUACUUGAUUAUCAAUAAUGAACUGCAAUUCGCAA
This is a messenger RNA of Neodiprion virginianus, 11014 nucleotides long. RefSeq names its product regulator of G-protein signaling 19 (gene Dhit). The transcript is spliced from 6 exons. The record is from RefSeq and is a predicted model, not a curated record. Lineage: Eukaryota; Metazoa; Arthropoda; Insecta; Hymenoptera; Diprionidae. The coding region runs from base 2557 to 3600 and encodes 347 amino acids.